AUGUCGCAAAGAUCUCCUGAAUUCACCACGAGACAAACUCUUCAUCAACUGGCAGAUCUAUGCCUCUGUCGCACAUAUCAUUCAGAGCAAGUGCCAGAAUUUGUUAGCCUAUGGACAACCGUGAUAGAGGAGGCAGUAUCCGUAAAGCGUGAAAAGAAGGCGUGGGGAAUGGACGAGUUUAAGCGGUUCGAACAGUUAUUCGACUUGAAGUCGAGUAUUUCCGAGUUGCAGGACAGUCUUGAUGCCGCAAGGCAAGACAACGACCAACUACAGAAGCAGCACCAACGAGACGUCAAAAGGUUACGAGGCAAGAUCAAGCAUCUGGAACGACAACUUCAAGGAAGCAAAGAUCAUAACAAUGUGGCCGAGCAGAAGUCUCUGGACUUGGAAUUCAACAUUGAGCAUAUCUUCAGACCCAAAAUCAUUCAUCUAGAACAAAAGCUCAAAGAAAGCCAAGAUCGAAACAACAUUACGCAAGGAAGAUUAUCAGCCACAAGAACAAAGUUUGAAGAGCUUCAGACCCAGACAACUAGCGAUUGGAUCGCUCGAAACAGACUCGAAAUAGAGAACAAAUCUUUGAAAACUCAAUUGACCAAAGCGCAAAAGAAACUAGAUGAGCAUACAUUCAUUAAGGACAAGAACCAGGACUUUCAUGAUCAGAUCAAAAGCUUUGAAAUCAAAGUUAAGCAAUACAAAGUCAUGUUAGAGGAUUCAACAAGGAAAGCUAGUGAGAAUGAAGAAAAAGCCGCGGCUGAACGUGGUGCGAAAGAGGCAAUGGAGAGUCGCCUCAAGGCUCAGCUUACUGAACGAGAGGAUGAGAUUGUAAGGUUCAAGAAUCAUCAAGAGGAGUUGGAACAAACCAUUACUGAGACACAAGCUAGUAUCGACACUUGUUGGUGGCAUAGACUUUGA
Fusarium fujikuroi IMI 58289 is the source of this 912-nucleotide messenger RNA. RefSeq lists its product as uncharacterized. The transcript has a single exon. Bases 1 to 912 code for a protein of 303 amino acids. NCBI's taxonomy places the organism in Eukaryota, Fungi, Ascomycota, Sordariomycetes, Hypocreales, Nectriaceae. The record is from RefSeq and is a predicted model, not a curated record.